AUGAGUACUACGGGAAGUACGGCCAAUACCAACACUCCUGUCGGGACGACAACGACACAGACCAGAGUGAGCAACUCUACUCCUGCGACGGAUGAUGGAGACGCCACCGGUCUGCCGAAAUUGGCCAGGUUCGACCCAGAGGUCAUGCGACUGGAGACUUGGAGCAUCCAGUUCGACAGCCACAUGGAGUCGUACGCCAUGGCCGACGACAAGAAGAAGCCUCUCUUGCUGGGAUCACUAAACCCGAAAGCGAUGGAGAUGUUGGCUUCAAUGUGUCGCCCGAAGGAGCCGGUACCAGCUAACGGCAAUGCUACAAUUGAAAGCGGGUCUGUCAGUGCGCGACGCUUAGAAGCUGCGCUACCCAAGGUGCCACGCUUUGAAGCUGCACCAGAUGCACUUCCGGCGCGACGCUUUGAAGCUGUGCCAGAGAUUAAAGAACAACAAAGUGCAUUACCACCAGUGCUAGUACAACCGGAAGCAACACCUCCGAUCCCUCAAGCUCCAGUGCAAGUACCACUUGCCCCACCAGUAAAGAAAAAGCCUGCCCCGAAAGUACCAAAAGCUAAAAGCAGUUCAAACGAACCUGGUAAUCCAGGUCAUACAAGAAGUGGGCGCCAAGUAAAAGAACCUGACAGAUAUGGAUACAACGCGAAGAACUAACAAUUACGAGAAUUGGUCGAGUAUUAAGUACUGUACAUAUUGUAAAUAAAAAGAAAUUACAUAUUAUUUUAAUAUUAACGAUAUUCAUUAGCAACCGAAAACUGUUGCGAAUUAUAGAUGCAGUUUUUCAUUCGUAGUUGUUAUGCAGAUAUUUUUCUUAGUUUUUCUGUAAACAGUAGAAAACAUGCCUAAAUUUCCGAAAGCUAAACUGUUGAUGCGAUUCAAUACGUGCACUGGUAAUGCGAUGUUAUACCAGAGUUCUAGAUCUUCAAGGAAGUGUUAUAACUGCGGCCGCCCCGGUCAUUUGGCUAAGUAUUGCCAUAAUUCGAAGCCAACAGAAGAGAAAUCGAAUGGUGACACAGCGAAUUGGCGACGGGAACCGAAGGCAGCGGACGAUGAAGCGGGAUCAUCAAAGGAUCUAGAAAAGGAGCCGACCGAUAACAUGGAUAUCGAUCCUCCAGGUAGUGCGAGAGAUAAUUUGCUGCAGGCCGUCAAGGAUGCCACCACGCAGCUGGGCAACAUUAAAGUCGUGAAGCCACUGCCACCUCCAGCCAAGCCAGCGAAGGAGUCUCUUCCACUUAGUGUUAAUUCUAAUGCUCCUUCCGUCAAUGCCUAAUUUUUUUUUAUUGAUUUUCGCUUAUUUAUGAUUCGAUUUAAUUAUUACGUUUUUCAAUCUUAUUGUGAGGGUGUGCAGUACUGUGCUACCGCUUAGCAACGUAACUAUGCAAGCACGAUGUUUAUGAGCAGAAGACCAGUUAGUCGUACUCA
Paramacrobiotus metropolitanus is the source of this 1428-nucleotide messenger RNA. Its product is annotated as translation initiation factor IF-2-like. The transcript has 2 exons. NCBI's taxonomy places the organism in Eukaryota, Metazoa, Tardigrada, Eutardigrada, Parachela, Macrobiotidae. The record is from RefSeq and is a predicted model, not a curated record. The coding region runs from base 1 to 660 and encodes 219 amino acids.